Molecule: messenger RNA, 1424 nt
Organism: Symbiodinium sp. CCMP2456
Lineage: Eukaryota; Dinophyceae; Suessiales; Symbiodiniaceae
Source: the annotation of a GenBank genome assembly
GGAAAGAUGCUCCAACCGUGGCAAAGCCACCCCGAGUAAGUGCUGCACCGGUGAACCUACACGAGGGAUCUUUCCUUGCCCGUGCGGAUGUUCCCGUACAGGAGGAAGAAGAUCAUCUUUGGGUUCUUGCUAUCAUUAAGCGAUGUUGCAUCUACAGCCUCGCCCAAGAUGACCCUUGUCCUGUGGAGACGCAGGCUGCACAAUGUUUGGUGGCCAAAGGAGAGGGCGCAACAGGCGAGCUGAUCGGAGAUGUCUUUGGUCUUCGCUCACCCAGGACGGCGAUAGGACCAACGGACUGUGACGGGGUUCUUCGUGAUCGACGUUUGCAGGGUCGAGCCAGAAGACUUCAAGGCGAGAAGCCCGAGGUCAAGCAGCAGGAGGCACUGGAAGUCGAGCGUGUGGCACGCUGGGAAAGAUUGGUCGCAGGCCAGACCUUGUGUGACGUGGACGCAUAUGUCCUUGGGGGCGAACCUUUCGCCCUUUACAGCAGGUCGAGUUGGUCUGACUUGAAGAGCGUACACUCGAUUUGGAUUGACUUCGUCGGUGAAGAUUGCCGCUCGGGCUUCGUCGAGACUAGGACCACGGAGCACACGACCAACGAUACAGUGUGUGCCAAGCGCCGGGCUAUGCCGCUUGUCGCACCUUUCCCAGGCGUGUCUGAGGCCAGCUGGGUAGAUUCGUGGUGGCAAACUGCAAAGAGGUUGGGCGUCGACUGGUCUGCAGUGCCUUCCGGGCCGCUAGUGCGAGCCCCGAAUAAUGGAGGCUAUCUGGGACUUAGGCGACGCUCUUCCAGUGAAGCAGUCGCUAUGCUUUGCAGCGCCCUGGGGCUUGAGGGUGUCCGGCGCCGGUUUUCGCAUGUGCUCAAGUGCACAACCAUGACCUGGAUCGGGAAGAGAGGUUUCGGGGGACGUGAAGGUCUCUUGCUGGGACACCACGCCACGGGCUCCAGCUCUUUAGCUUACUACAACCGAGAGCUGCUCAGUGUACUGCUACGAGUUUACAGGAGCAUGCUACAGGAGAUUCGCAACUAUGUCUUCAAGCCCGACAACACACGAUCGGGUUGGCUGACAUUUCAAGGGAAUGACUUGCCUACUGGGGGCCAUGGACAGGUGUGCAGUGGUUCUGUCGCCGACAGGCCCCUCAAGCCUAUCUUGAAUUCUUCAACUGCCGCUGACCGACCCGCUGUCAGUGAUCCCGCGUCUUUGGACGCGUCAGCUGGUAGUGGUAGCAAGCUUGCGGAUCUGGGAGAGCCCGCCUUCUCCUCUUGGGUCGAGCGAGCAGUGGUUGAAGACGAGCCGCAGCCGUCGAAUUCCUCCUCUUCCUCGCCCACGAGCUCCUCUGAGGCCAGUGGGACUGAGGAGCAGCUGGUGGCCAUGAGCGGAGUUAGUCAGCCUUAUGAGAUCGACGAGCCAUGUUGGCAGCAC